CGCCUCCCAAUGUUCCACACUGCCCGGCCACAGAGCGUCCUCUGCUGCUUUAUUUCCCCCCCGGCUGCUUCCAUCCCCUCCAAGGACAUUUUAUCCCCUUCCCUCCCCCCUCCAUCCCUCCCCUCCGAUCUAACAUCGGGACAGGACGCCUGCGAAGAUGUCCAGUGAUAGACAAAGGUCAGAUGAUGAAAGCCCAAGUACCAGCAGUGGUAGUUCAGACGCAGAUCAGAGGGACCCGCCAGCACCUGAGCCUGAGGAACAGGAAGAAAGGAAACCUUCUGCAACACAGCAGAAGAAAAAUACCAAACUCUCCAGCAAAACUACUGCUAAGCUAUCUACUAGUGCUAAAAGAAUUCAGAAGGAGCUAGCCGAAAUAACCCUGGAUCCACCUCCGAACUGCAGUGCUGGGCCUAAAGGUGAUAACAUUUAUGAAUGGAGAUCUACUAUCCUUGGUCCCCCAGGUUCUGUAUACGAAGGUGGCGUAUUUUUUCUGGAUAUCACAUUUUCAUCUGAUUAUCCGUUUAAACCACCAAAGGUUACUUUCCGUACUAGAAUCUAUCACUGCAACAUCAACAGUCAGGGAGUAAUCUGUCUGGAUAUUCUGAAAGACAACUGGAGCCCUGCUUUGACUAUUUCAAAGGUUUUGCUGUCUAUUUGCUCCCUCUUGACAGACUGCAACCCUGCUGAUCCUCUGGUGGGAAGCAUAGCCACUCAGUACCUGACCAACAGAGCAGAACAUGACAGGAUAGCCAGACAGUGGACCAAGAGAUACGCAACAUAAGUGAUGUUGACUGCUUGGCGCAGUGUGAAGGUGCGGGGAUGCAGCUUUGCAGUGUGCAACCAAACUUUAUAGCCUUUACAAUACGGACUUCUGUGUAUAUGUUAUACUGAUUCUACUCUCUGCUUUUAUCCUUUUGAAGAUUGGAAUACUGCUUUCUCUCCCUCCUUCCCCUCCCCAACCACCUCCCCAAAAGGUAAAUGCUGUCAAGAGUAGAACUUUGUAGCUGUAGAUUAGUUAUGUUUAAAAUGCCUACUUGCAAGUCUUGCUUCUUUGGGAUAUCAAAAUGUAUUUUGUGAUGUAACUAAGGAUACUGUUCCUGAAGUCAACCAAAUAUAAUAGUGCAUUUUAGCCUAAUUCAUUAUCUGUAUGAAGUUAUUAAAGGUAGCUGUAGAUUACUAGGAAUUACGUCAUUUGUAUUAAGCCCAGAUCUAUUUCCGAUAUGUGGUACAUGCUGUUGUGAAAAAUGUUUAAAACUUUUACCUUUGUCAGUUUGUAAUGAAAAGGAUUUCUUUUAUCCUUGUCCCCUCUCAUCGCCACCCACCUUGUAGCUCAGAGAGCAUCCAGUGUAUCAUCUCAAACACAAUAAACAUGUUCCCCAAGGAAGAACUUCUCUGUUUUCAUAUUUGAAAUUAAAAUGUGGGCAUAGCCAGUAGGACUGUUUAUAUACAGAUCCUUGUGGAAAACUAACGUAAGGCAAGAAGGGCCCACUCAGAAGGUCUGGCAGAUUAUGAUACUUGUAGUUUGCCUCUACCAAUAUUUCUUAAGGCCAAACCUCAAAGAAUGCUAAACCUGGCAUUUGUAGCCAUAGACAUCUGUACAAACCGAUAAGCUAGAACAGCAACUUCUUAAGGCUUAAAAAGAAUGGAUAUCUUCCAUCACCAUCUCUCCUCUGCCCCAUCACUCUCUUAAGUCGCUGUUACCUGGAAAUAUUAACCAGUCUGGUGGUGGUAGUGCUGAUGAUGAACAUCAUAAUCCCUGUACAAUUGGCAUUGUAGCAUCCACCACAAAUGUGAAAAUCUGUUCUCGGGCAGAAAGAAGAGAGAUGAAUGUUUCAGCUAAAUCUAUAAAAUGAUAAAGUGCAAGGAUGUGGUAAGGGCCAGCCAGAGUUAGGGCCACAGCAUGAAGCUCCAUUAACCUUGUCCUCCCUCACUCCAUUCCUGAUUUAAAAGAAAAACGUUCCUGAUAGUCUUGAGGAACUUCAGCUCCCCACACAACAUUCAUAGUUGCUAUUAUAGUUUGGGGAGAGGGAUACAUUUUCCUUUAGGACCACAGUGAAAGGCAAUAUUAAGUCACUCCUCCCGCAGGCUCUGCAAUCUCCCAAACCACUAUUUGCCAUUUGAAAAAAAUAAGACACAACUGCAGGCAACACAUUUAGUCUCAUGUGUAGAUUGACCCCCAUUUUUCCUUGAAGGAAAAACAGAAUUAUUGAGCCGCAACUGAUGCUUAAUUGUUCUCCGUUGCAGCGCAAAAGAUUUUGACACAGUGGGCAAAUAGUGCAGACCACAAUUUGCCAAGUGUAGCAACCUGAUGACUUGUAACAACCUGAUAAGCUGUUCAUCUCCAAUUGCCGGAACAAACAUUUCGGAGCCUUUUCCGCACUUCUGCAUCUGAUUAGAACCUGAAGAAGUUAAGGACUGUGAUACAAUUCUUCUCUCUCUUUGAUACCAAGCAGCUGGUGGAAACUUGACAUGUGCUCUACUGUCAGUUUAUUCUUAAUUAGUCAAUUGAUUCUUGGCCAGUGAGGGCACAGCUGAUAAAGCCACUGUGAGUAUAGUUGACGGUGGGCAGGGGAAUCUUGCUAUUUUAUGGCUCCUCCAGAAUAAAUGAGCAAAUUGCCACAAUUCCUAUUGGAUUUCACACAGUCUCCCACCCACCUCUGUCAUUUACCAUAAAUAAGUCAGCUUUUGUAACAUAAAAUUGAAGAUGUUCUCAAACCUGUGAGCUAAUUUUGGAUCUUGCCAAUCUUUUCUAAUUUGUAGGAGAUAUCCACCGCCCCAGUGCUUUAGAUGUAAGUUUAAAUUUCUGAAUUAUGUUAAACCUGUCUUCCAAAGCAGCACAAUUGCAUGAUUUGCUUAUUCACUUCUCUGCGUGUCAUAAACAGUGUCAUAAUACUUCAAGAGAGUGUUUUUCUCAAUGUUGGCAGCAGUAUAUAAAUAAAUUAAAUAUUAAUCUGGAACUAAAUAAUUUUUUAAGGGGAAACACAACUGAGAGAAAACAUACGUUUUAUAUAUAAAACACAGGUUUAAUUAACUGGUAACUUUGAACACAAGAUAUGAAGAAGGCCUUUCUCGGUCUUUCCAUGUGAAAUGAAUGGGACCUCCAAAUAUUCUUGCAUAAUGUUCAGGGGCCUGAGUGAGGACUGCACAUAAUAUCACAGAUAGAUAGAUAGAUAGAUAGAUAGAUAGAUAGAUAGAUAGAUAGAUAGAUAGAUAGAUGAUUGAUAGAUAGACUGCAUACUUGUUGGUUAUGAAAACUUGAUGGAAACAUUACAUUUGCAAUGAGAUUUUCAUCACAGUCUGCUCACUGCCAGAGUUGAUUGGCUGACCCGCCAGGCAAAAUAGGGAUGUGUGCAUCACGUGGAUAGCUUAGUCCACAGCACAUGUUAAAUAUUAACAUUCCUUUCUUCAUUACAUGACCAACAUAGGCCUUUAUUUAUGUAGUCAAAACAGCCAAACAGUGCAAGCCAUUCACCCAGAAAGAUAAUUUGUGUUUAUGUUGCAGAUAUUCCUUAUUAUUUAUUUUGCAGACUUCUAGGUUCAAACUCAACAAAACUAUUGUGCAUGUGGUGGGGGGCUGUUGAAGCACUUCUGUCAAACAGUUGUGUACUUUUUGUAUAGUUGUGGUUGGAGUUCAGCAUUUUUAUCAUGCAGGGUUAACAAAUUACAGAGGCUUCAAGGUAUGUGAGGUUUGUCUGUAAGACCGAUGGCUUCCGAAUAUGACACCUAGAGCAAUGGCAUUUGAGACAUACCUGCGUGUUCUGGAAUACAGCUCAAAUGACAAACUACUCUAUCUCCCACCCCAAAGCCAUUUUCACUUGGAAUGUUAAGGGAUUAUUAACAGCUCAGGUCCUAUUUCAAACAAACCCAGGAAACAGAAUGCCUGUUCAGUGCAACAAUCUCCUUAGUAGGCAAUUGGUAGAGGCAAUCCAUUUGACCUAUAUCUUGUUUGUUGUUAUAGGCUAGUUUUCAUGGAAGUGACAAAGGUAUUUCUGGGCUGUCCUGCCUCAAAUUUUAGAAGGGGGCUACUCUACCCACUGCCCCACUCCCAAAACAGCUUCUUCCACCAGAAAGUUCAACACCAAAAGACAACAUUCCAGCCUAGCAUUAUCGCCAACAUUCUUGAUUUCUGGGCCCUGGGCCCUCUGUGCGUGUGGAUGAACUUUCUUGCAUGGAGAAGCAUUCAGUCAUGAUUCCCAACUGAUGUCUACAGCAUAAACUCAGUUCACCUUUAACACCUCUGUGAGAACAGUGCCUACAGCUAGUCUUGUAAGGAGAGAACAGAAGGUAUAUGUGGGAAAAUGUUAGGGUACGGAAUAUAGGGCACCUUUGCUAGUCAUCCUCCUUUAAUUUUAGGGGAUCUUCAGAAUUCCCACUGAAAUGAGUGGAGUUUACGGGGCACAUGUGCUUGGUACAUUUGUCUUAUAAGUUAGGAGAAGAAAGUAUGACAGUUUCCUGGCAAGUAGGCUGCAGGGAGAGACUCCAAAGAUCUUGCUAGUUCCUAUUGAAAGGUAAAAUGCAUUGGUAUAUUGCACGUCCCAUAAAUUUACAAAAAGUGGCAAAAUGUAUGUUUCACACAUUCAAUAUGGGACCUGCAAAGCUUUCAGAUAUUUAUAUCACAUAAUAUAUAGUAUAAUUAACAUCAUGUUCUUGUUUUUUAAUGCACUAAAGUUUCAGAUUGCAGAAAAUUUGAAAUAUAAAUGGGAUGCCUUCUCAAUAUUGCCCCUGUUACCUUCUUUACUAAGAUUUUAUUAUUGAUUCUAAAAUUUCCUUCCUGUCAUCAAAUUGUCAACACCUUGUUCCUUUUCAUGUUGCUUUUUCUGUCUGUAAAUUUUAUAUUUACUGAAGUAAGAGGGGGGGGGUUGUGUAUACAUUUAAACUUAAAAAGAACUUAAUUUUGUUUCUCAG
Molecule: messenger RNA, 4905 nt
Organism: Python bivittatus (Burmese python)
Lineage: Eukaryota; Metazoa; Chordata; Lepidosauria; Squamata; Pythonidae
Gene: UBE2E3
Product: ubiquitin conjugating enzyme E2 E3
Source: RefSeq, a predicted model, not a curated record